Molecule: messenger RNA, 855 nt
Organism: Emiliania huxleyi CCMP1516
Lineage: Eukaryota; Haptophyta; Isochrysidales; Noelaerhabdaceae
Exons: 2
Coding region: 1-855 (284 amino acids)
Source: RefSeq, a predicted model, not a curated record
AUGGCCACAUCAUCACCACCGCUCGCGCCACCGCCCUCUCCCGCCGUCCCGCCGCCUCUGGCUAUCCGCGACGGCGCCGCCCGCGACCGCGACGGCGCCGCUAUGCCGCUCGGCGGCGAUCGACUGCAGAAUGACACGCCGGCCAUGCUGCUCAGUUCGCCGCCGCUGGCUCCCCGCGAUGGCUCCGCGAUGCAGCCCGGUGGAGGACAACUGGAGAUGGACGAGAUGGAUGAGGAGGGAAGAACCCACCACCGCGCGCGGAUGCUGAACAACGGGCUCGCGCUCGCCUCUCAGAAGGUUCAGACGCCAGACAAUCUGGAGAUGGACGAGAUGGAUGAGGAGGAAAGAACCCGCCACCUCCGCAGGCUCCGCAAGCGGGGAGUGGACUCCAAUUUUCCGGCCCCACCGCCUCUGGAGUUUUCCCGGCGUUGCAACGGCGCGUGCCAAAAUACCGUCCCCAUCAUGCCUGGGGAACCAGGCCGCGGCCGAAUGCACGUCUUCCCCAGUCGGCCGCCACGGCGCAUUGCUGGCUGCCUCGAGGGCACGGAGCUCGAGGCCGCACGGGCGGAAUGGCAUGCUUUGGACAAGACUGACGAGCGGGAGGCGAUGCGCCGCGCCCGCAACCUUGCAAUGAGUCGCUCAGCGCCGCAUCGCGAGGGUGACUCCGCACGCCGAGCCAAGGCGCGGCGCGAGAGCACGAGCCAGCAGCGGAGCCAUCGCGUGGCAGAUCGGGCCCGAUGGCGCCUCCGCAGCGACGACAUUGCAGACAAGAGAGAGCACCGCCAUUGGAGGGCUGUCGUAGUGCGGAGCGGAAUAGGCCGCGCGUUCAGCCUGUCAGAGCGGUGGGUGUGGUAG